This is a messenger RNA of Corticium candelabrum, 786 nucleotides long. RefSeq lists its product as uncharacterized. The transcript is spliced from 7 exons. Lineage: Eukaryota; Metazoa; Porifera; Homoscleromorpha; Homosclerophorida; Plakinidae. Bases 143 to 637 code for a protein of 164 amino acids. The record is from RefSeq and is a predicted model, not a curated record.
AUGGCGACGAAAGUAUGGAGGCUUCUAGGAUUAGUUUCGUGAUUGUAGUUUGCAUAUAGUACAAGUAUUACGUCUCUGUGCAAUCAUUUUAUCACUAGCCUGUUGUAGUACAGUACUACAGGUUUCAGAGUUCAGAGUAUGUAUGCACAUACUGGGACUAAAAAACACGGACUGGAACUUUGAGGUUGUUCAGCUGCUGGGACUUGAUGAUCAUAUUACUAAGUAUCCAUUAGGUUUUGGAGUGUGGCAUACUGCAUCUGCCUCAGUCUUUCUGGCUACAGCUGUUGCGGCUGUGUUUUUUCCUGGUGUGGCAUUGAGUGUGGUUGGUGAAUAUGAUGAGCAAGGUUCAAACUACCUUGCAACAAGAUUGUAUGGAGCAACACUAGGAGGGAUUGGAUUAGUUGAUUGGCUGACUCCUCCAUCUGCCUAUGCACUUGUCCAAUAUGCGUCAUUUCUACGAUGUUUAUACUUUCUGUUUGCCUCAGUUGCAUUGCUGGUGUCAUAUGUUGCUGAUGAGGUACCACCUCAAGUUGUCUGGGCAAUCCUCUUCAACUGUGUCAUGGCUCUUGUCAGUGUAUAUUUUGUUGUAACUCUCAAGAGGCUUAAUGCACCCUCCAGGAAACAUAAUUAUGAAUAAACAGACUUAAAAUACAUGUGUACUUGUGGGUACAUACAUAGUAAUACAAGCCCAUUAAUGUCAAUAAUUGACAGUAUGUUGCAAUGACUUGAUUCUUUGCUAUACUUUUUGAUAAUCUGUUGUGUAAAAUUGACUUGAUUGUUGUUUCA